GGAAAUACAAAGAAGAAGAAGAAAACCCGGAAAUAAAUGUUAGAAACCUAACCUCCCGUUGACGGAUGUCUAAAAUAACAACGUAAAAUCUUAAACAUUAAAUUAAAAAGCAUCAUCUUCCAUCGUGAAGUGGCAGCAGAGACCAUGAUGGCCUCCAGCUACAAAGACGAGGACGGACACAUCAGUGUGUCCGGUACCGGGGCCGGGGGCGGCUCUCUGCCGAGCAAGAAGCCCGAAAACACCGCCUUCAAGCAGCAGAGGCUCCCCGCCUGGCAGCCGGUCCUCACGGCGGGAACCGUCCUGCCUGCCUUCUUCAUCAUCGGCCUCAUCUUCAUCCCCAUCGGCAUCGGCCUUUACGUCACAUCCAACAACAUCAAGGAGUUCGAGAUCGAUUACACUGGACUGGACCCGUCCAGUCCCUGUUUCAACUGCUCCCAGAACUUCAGCUGGAACAGCACCAAGUCCUGCACCUGUUCCAUCCCGUUCUACCUGGACCUGCCGUACGAAAGCAACGUCUUCAUGUACUACGGCCUGUCCAACUUCUACCAGAACCACCGUCGUUACGUCAAGUCCAGAGACGACAGCCAGCUGAACGGGAACGAGGACUCGCUCAGGAAACCCAGUAAGGAGUGUGAGCCUUAUGGUCGCCAUGACAACCGGCCCAUCGCUCCGUGCGGCGCCAUCGCCAACAGCAUGUUUAACGACACACUGGAGCUGUUCUACAGCGACCCAAACGGCACCAAGACCCAGAUCCCCCUGACCCGGACCGGAAUCGCUUGGUGGACGGAUAAACACGUGAAGUUCAGGAACCCUGGAGGAAACAACGACAAUCUAACGGCUGCUUUUCACGGAACAACGAAGCCCAUAAACUGGCGCCGACCUGUGUACGAGCUGGACUCUGACCCUGAGAACGAUGGAUUCAUCAAUGAGGACUUCAUCGUGUGGAUGAGAACCGCCGCCCUGCCAACGUUCCGCAAGCUUUACCGGAUCAUCCAGAGGAGGAACAGCAUGGUUCCUACCCUACCACGAGGAAACUACACACUGGAGGUGGUUUACAAUUAUCCGGUCCAGAGUUUUGACGGCAGGAAGCGGAUGAUCCUGAGCACAAUCUCCUGGAUGGGGGGGAAAAACCCGUUCCUGGGCAUCGCCUACAUCACUGUGGGCUCUGUCUGUUUCCUGCUGGGGGUGGUCCUGCUCUUUAUCCACCACAAAUAUGACAACCGCAACAACAACCCUGACAUUUCCUCCAACUGACAAGACCCCCAGGACCUGACCUGGACUUGGCUCAGACUCCAGACUCCCACUGGGACUCAGGCCUCUGCAUGCUCUGCUAAACUGCUAAAAUCGUCUCUCGUCCCAGUUUCAUGAGGAAAAUUACUUAUUUCUGUUCGCAGCUUUGAGUAUGGCGCCCCUUCUUGUCUCAACCCGUGGUGUAGACCCCCACCCCCACACACACACACACACAUAUACACAUUUAUCAUCUGAUUGGUUAGAAGUUUGUGGCUGUGUUUGUUUAUGCUGAAUGCAUCCCACAGUGGGAGGGGCUUCACAGGAGCUAUGAAAGGUGUGUGAGAAAACUAACGCCAAACAACCACGUGACCGUACCUCCACUGUUCGUCUUCAGACUACAUAGAAGCUUUAAGAUUGGGUCUAAGGACUCAGGACUCUGGCUGAGAUUUCAACUGUGACUCCAGACUUCAGCCUGGUCUCUGACUCAAUCCCUGAUUGAGACCCGGGCUUUGGAGUCUUUAAACAUCUCAGUUCUGACUGAUUGUUUACUUUUUUAAUGUUUAUUUUGCCAAAAAUGAAAUCAGCCAAAGUUAAGAGUUCAUUUCUUGCAGAAACUUAGUCCUCAAACAGACGAUCCAGAAGAAUCUUUUAAAGAGAUUUAAUGUUUCCUGCAGAACCUGAGUCAGAAGUGAAACACGACUUUAUUCUUACACUUUGAUCUGUAAAGGUUCUGAUCCAGUUCUCAGCUUUUUUUUCUGGCUUCAUCUCGAUUAUUGGAGGUACUAUGAAGACCUGAGAACUGGAUCAGGACUGGACCAGGAGCUUUAAGUAUUUUAGCUGCUAAUAUUUAACAGAAACUAUCAGCAUGUUUGUACUGUACAAAGAUAGGAAAUCACAUGUAAAAUCAGGACCCACAGUAAACUGACUUCACAUGUAAAAUCAGGAAUUAUACAGGACCCACAGUAAACUGACUUCACAUGUAAAAUCAGGAAUUAUACAGGACCCACAGUAAACUGACUUUACAUGUAAAAGCAGGAAUUAUACAGGACCCACAGUAUACUGACUUCACAUGUAAAAACAGGAAUUAUACAGGACCCACAGUAUACUGGUUCUGAUUGUACCAGAAAGUUGUUUCCUGCAGAACCUGAAGUGGGACCGCUGCUCGUCUUUGUGCCUCGUUUGAUCAGAACUUUUGUUUGUGUUGAAAAGUUCUGCAGAACCACAGGAUUCUUCAUUAGUUUUGCUUCCAGAGCUUUAGAUGUUUGAAUGAAGUCAGUAUUUCCACGUCACAGCAGGGGAGGAGAGCAGAUCCUCUUCAGAGAACUUUUUGUUGUUGAUGUUGAUGAUGUUACAGUGAUCUAUGCUCAGCAGCAUGACUGAACUGUAAAUCUGUGUUUCAGUAAAUAUAACUCGGUGUUUAACAGUGACU
Molecule: messenger RNA, 2659 nt
Organism: Austrofundulus limnaeus
Lineage: Eukaryota; Metazoa; Chordata; Actinopteri; Cyprinodontiformes; Rivulidae
Product: cell cycle control protein 50A
Exons: 7
Coding region: 145-1254 (369 amino acids)
Biological process (GO): phospholipid translocation
Cellular component (GO): Golgi apparatus; endoplasmic reticulum; plasma membrane
Source: RefSeq, a predicted model, not a curated record